Messenger RNA from Rosa chinensis, 1250 nucleotides. Its product is annotated as transcription factor MYB63. Bases 95 to 583 code for a protein of 162 amino acids. The record is from RefSeq and is a predicted model, not a curated record. NCBI's taxonomy places the organism in Eukaryota, Viridiplantae, Streptophyta, Magnoliopsida, Rosales, Rosaceae. The transcript has 2 exons.
CAACUUCAGCGAGGAGUACCUGUACAAGUACAACUCAGAGCUCAGAGUUAAGAGAGCAAGAGAGACACAGAGAAAUUAAGAAAAAUAGAGAAAGAUGGUGAGAACUCCUUGCUGUGAUCAGUGUAACAAAGGGAGUCUGAAGAAUGGUACAUGGGCACCGGUGGAAGAUAGGAAGCUCCUAGAUUAUAUUACUAGGUUUGGCUACUGGAAUUGGCGCCAACUCCCCAAGUUUGCUGGGCUUUCAAGGUGUGGGAAGAAGUGCAGACUGAGGUGGCUGAAUUACUUGAAUCCCAACAUCAAGAGAAGAAACUACACCUGUGAAGAAGAGGAAAUAAUAAUCAGACUUCACGAAAAGCUGGGGAACAAAUGGUCUGCGAUUGCGGAACAGCUUCAGGGAAGAACUGACAUAGAGGUUAAGAAUCACUGGCACAGAAACCUCAAGAGACGCUUCAUGGUAAACAAGCGUACAAGGCCUCCUCAGUUUCAAUCUGAUGCAGGAGCUAUAUGUGAUGAUCAACCAAGGACCAAGAGGAUCCCACAGACACCGGAUUAUCUCAAGGACUAUGUCUGGUCCAAAAGAUGAUCCUUAUUUUAUUACUUCUACUUUGAUUAUUUACUUAAUUAGUUUGGGAGCUUUUAACGUAUAUGUUUGCUUUCUUUUAAAGUCUAGGUUUUCUUCUCUAUUUAAAGGAUUGUAUUGACUCAUUAUGGGGUCUUUGAUCAUGCAUAAAAAUAUUUGACAUUGGCAGCCGCCAGUACAUUGCUAUCUUCUUCUCCAGUUGUCUAGUGUGUGUGAGUCCAGAAAGGCUUUGAGUUGUUGUGGAUCGCUGAUCCGCAUCACAAUCAGACACGAUGAUGAUCAUCACGAAGAAAUAGAAGUACUGAAAUCACCGGAUCAGCCAAUACUACUGCUACGGAAGAUUUCGCAGAUGCAGAAGCUACUGUUGAUCAAUUCCCCCAAAUUGAUUAUCUUGAUUACCCAGAUCGAACUGUGUUGGAGUAAAAUUAUUACAGAAUCCUUAUUGAAUGAUUAGCAGCCCAAUAGUCUUUAACUCAUGAAUAAGAUGUGAUAAUGUGAUGACCGAUGACUCUCGUCAUUCACAUUCCUAGGUUAUGCAGGUUAUGCUUAUGAAAGGUUUUAGUAGCAGGGGUUUUAGUAUUUGUCAUAAUUACUAAACCUUGAUAUUAAGCCUAUAUAAAAUCUAAGUUUAUUGUUAUCUUUAACUAUCGAAUGGAACUGAAUCUGAGUA